This is a messenger RNA of Knipowitschia caucasica, 672 nucleotides long. NCBI's taxonomy places the organism in Eukaryota, Metazoa, Chordata, Actinopteri, Gobiiformes, Gobiidae. The record is from the annotation of a GenBank genome assembly.
AUGUUCCCCACAAGAGCUGCACAGGAUAAAUGGUCCCAGCCCGGUUGGAGAAUAGAGAAGAAAUACACAAAUAAGGCCCUGCUGGGAAACUGGGCAGAGGAGAGAAUGCAGUUCAAGCACGAGCCGCAGUUGUCGACAGCCCUGAGCAGCACCAGCCGAGCAGACUACAGACCACAUUGGGAUAUCAAGUCCGACAGCUUUGAGAGUGGAUCUGGACCACUGAGAUCGGAGGGGAUUCCGGCCAAGCUGCUUUUCGCCCAGCAGAGUUCAUCAUCCUCUCAUCGCUUGGUCACACUCUAUGAGGAGAGCUACGGAAGAAGACGCACUAAUGCCCUGCCAAUGCUGCAGCCCUGUCAUCAAAAGAGCUCAACAUGUCAGCUUCAGAGGCCAAAUACUGUUUUUCCAAACCACUCACACUCUCCUCAGUUUCAAAAGGCUCAUGCUGACAGUCUGGAAUCACAAGUCCCAUCUCUGAGCGUGUAUGGGUCGACUUACCAGCGGUACCCUCUUAGUGCCUUCUGUCUCAACCGCUUUGCCAGAGCAUCCCACUGGUCGUCCAGCCACCUCCACCGGGCCAACCACGUCAACAAGGACUUGGAUCUGAGACAGAGACCACUGAGGCAGGUCCCGGAUCAGUGUGUGAGGCUCCCACAGUGUGCCCAACACGCCUGA